GAGCUCCGUAUUGGAUAUCCACGCGCACACGGUUUAAUCUCCGAUACGCUUCCGUAAAACCCACGAUAUAAAACACCACACCGUCCCCCUUCUCCUUCUCAAUCCUCACAACAACAAUUCCUCGUUCUCCUUUGCCCUUCUUCAUCUCUCUCAAGUUCGAUUUUUGUGAAUUGGGUUUUGUGAUUUUAGCCUCCCUUCACAAUGAAGAUCAGCAACAACCUCGUCGGGCUUCUCAACUUCAUCACCUUCCUCCUCUCAAUCCCGAUCGUCGUAGCCGGAGUGUGGCUGAGCAAGCAAGGCAGCACCGAGUGCGAGAAGUUUCUGGACAAGCCCGUCAUCAUUCUCGGCGUUUUCCUCAUGCUGGUCUCGCUCGCCGGCCUCAUCGGCGCCUGCUGCAGAGUCUCGUGGCUGCUCUGGGUCUACCUCCUCGUCAUGUUCCUCCUCAUCGUCGUGCUCUUCGCUUUCACCAUCUUCGCCUUCGCCGUUACCAACAAAGGCGCCGGCAAAGUGCUUUCCGAUAAAGGGUACAAGGAGUACAGGCUUGGGGACUAUUCUAACUGGCUGCAGAAGAGGGUCAACAGCACCAAGAACUGGAAUAAGAUCAAGAGUUGCCUUAUUGAUAGCAAGGUCUGCUCUACGUUUCAGGAAAAGUAUGUCAACGAUACCAUCACGGAGUUGUAUAAGGAGAACUUGUCUGCGCUUCAGGCCGGUUGCUGUAAGCCAUCAGAUGAUUGUCAAUUUACCUAUGUGAACACGACUAACUGGAACAACAACGGUAACACCAGCUCUUCCAACCCCGACUGCAACACAUGGGCGAAUGAUGCAAGGGUUCUGUGCUUCAACUGCCAGUCAUGCAAGGCUGGACUGCUGGACAACAUAAAAAGUAACUGGAAGAAGACGGCUGUCGUCAACAUUGUAUUCUUGAUCUUCCUCAUUGUUGUGUACUCUGUUGGAUGCUGCGCAUUCAGGAACACCAGGAGGGACAAUGAAUAUUGGAAGCAUUAAGCAAUAUCAGAUAUUGGCAUGUAAUGUAGAGAGUAAAUAGCAGCUUGCUCUUAGUCUUGAAACCUAUGUCUUAUUAACUUACUUAUGUUUAUUAAUUUCUUGUAAAGUAUUUCAUCACGUUUGGUUUAGGUUAUUAUAUUUUUUCAGCUGCUAGUUUUAUGUUUUUUCAGCUGCUAGUCUUUUCUCCUUUUUACCUGCUUGUGCUGUGACAUUGUUUUGGGAAGUUAUCUUUGACUUUA
Prunus dulcis (almond) is the source of this 1244-nucleotide messenger RNA. RefSeq names its product tetraspanin-8-like. The transcript has 2 exons. Bases 202 to 1005 code for a protein of 267 amino acids. The record is from RefSeq and is a predicted model, not a curated record. Gene Ontology annotation, biological process: auxin-activated signaling pathway. NCBI's taxonomy places the organism in Eukaryota, Viridiplantae, Streptophyta, Magnoliopsida, Rosales, Rosaceae. Gene Ontology annotation, cellular component: plasma membrane; plasmodesma.